Molecule: messenger RNA, 3260 nt
Organism: Bactrocera oleae (olive fruit fly)
Lineage: Eukaryota; Metazoa; Arthropoda; Insecta; Diptera; Tephritidae
Product: F-box/LRR-repeat protein 2
Biological process (GO): SCF-dependent proteasomal ubiquitin-dependent protein catabolic process
Cellular component (GO): SCF ubiquitin ligase complex
Molecular function (GO): protein binding; RNA binding
Source: RefSeq, a predicted model, not a curated record
AUAUAAUGGUAUAAUUUUUAAUUAUCCUUUCUAAACAAUAUUCUUUGCCAGCAGUUUUGAUGAUCGGGUAUUUAUAUUUUAUCAACCAAAGAAACUAUCGGUUAACUACCCAGCGCGGUAUGAGAGAUUUCGGUUAAAGUUUUUAUGAAUUUCUUAAGACCGUAUUGACAAUAUUUUUAUUGACCGUAUUUUCAACCCCUUCUUACACAUAGCGUUUAUGAGUGUGUGUAUGUCCGUUUCCAAGCAUAUUCUUUUAUCGUAUUUGAGUAUCGGUUGCCUUGAGAUGCUCGCAUUAAAUAAUUGUCAUACGCAGAUAUCCGAGUACCCAGCCAAUCCUGACACUAUGAUGGAACUAUGGUGAAUGCCGCUAGUUGAAGAAGAAGAAAUCGCUGUAAUUAUAGAAAAUAUUUAUUUUGUGCGGAUGAGUUAACUUUGUUGUGGCCAAUUAAUUGAGUAAUGAUUUGAGAAUAUUUAAAAAUUUAUGCAUUUAAUAGAUUGGAAAGUGUUCAGACUGAUUGUUAUUGAUUAAAGCGCAGCAGAUGGAUUUUACAAAGCUAAAAUCGAAUUACUACUUUCUUGAUGAUAAAGCAUACACAGAAGAUGAUCUACUCGUCUAUAAUGUCACAGCUUAUCAAUUGCAUGGCAAAGUCACCGAAUUAGAACUCCGCAAGUACUUUUCGCAAUUCGGCGAUGUGCUCAAAGUGUAUUUGCAACGUGAUAAAUAUGCAACCGGCACUGCGGAACCACCGAUCGGUGUGGUGCAUUUCGCGCACCCGCUUGCGGCAGCUAGAGCGCUGCAGCGUUUCUCGCAUGAAUUACAAAAGAAGCGUUUCUUUGUGAAUGCAUGUGAGAGUUGGGAGCAACCGGAAGCUUAUAGAGGUGGCGUAGACUUCAACACACGUAUUGCUGCGCUCAAUCUAAAUGGUGAUCUGAUCGAUUUUUAUACAACUAUGCGCACCAAUAUCUUGCAACUAAAUGAUGAGUGUUUAGAGACCAUAUGCCUUUAUCUGCCAUUACGUGAUCAAAUACGCUUUUCACGUGUCUGUCGGCGUUUUCGUGAUAUUUUUAAGCGCAUUUGCAAGUGCACAGCGAAAGUUUUCAACAUGAAUCAAUUAAUCGGCAUGACAUUAUGGGAUAUACGUGAAUUUUUUGAAAUGGCUGGCGCUAAUAUUGAAGAAUUGUUUGGUGCAGUGCCUUAUAAUUAUCAAGAUCGCAUAGACUUUAUAAGCGAACUAAGUCCACGUGUGCGACGUGUCGAUCUGAAUUGCAAUAAUGUGGAAUCCGCUAGUUUGUUGCGCUUUCUAGAACAUUUCCAUGCAGUUACCUAUGUGGAAUUGCACAAUUUUUCGCUGAACGACAACUCUCUGCUUGCCUUAAGAAAACUGCCGAAUUUGCGUGCGCUGAUACUCGAUCAGAGUUUCGAACUGACAGGCAAAAAUCUGAGUAAAUUAUAUCAGCUGCACGAGCUUAGCCUUUUUGGUUGUGAAAAUUUGCAGACCAGCCAUUUCAUCGACAUCUGCAAGUGCUUAUUUAAUUUGCGUUGCCUUGACAUACGCCACUGCAAAAUGCUUACAUCGCGCGCUUACAGCGAAAUGGUGCGCAACUGUCGUCAAUUAGAGCAGCUAAAAAUAUCCUGUGAAAAAGAGGUGAACUACGAUUGUGUAGCACAAUUGCACGCACUGCGUCAACUUUCAGUGCACUCAUUUGGCGCGGUGCGCGAAACGUUAUUCAUUGCGCUAGCUGCACACAAGACGCAGCAGCUGGAGAAACUCGAGAUAUCAGCAAGAAAUUGCAUCACACACGAACGUGCCAUUUACCUAUCAAGGUUGCAGCAAUUGCGCAGCCUAAUCUGCCCAAAUAAUGACAAUCUAACCGAUGAGUGUCUCUUUGAGUUUGCCGAACGCCUCAAAAAGUUGGAGCAGCUUGACAUUAGAAAUUGUCGCGCCAUAACAAACAUUGGCGUUUUGGUGUUGUUGCGUCGCUGUCCACAGCUAAAGCUUGUUAACAUCGAACAUUGCGAGGGUAUAACAGAUGAUUUUGUAUUUGAUGCCUGUGAUGUGCUAAAGCAAGGUGGACGCGCUUAUGCGGAGCCAGUGCUAUUUCGCGUGGCGUGCACCAGUGUGCACGAAAUCGUUGUGCAGGAUUUACCGCAGCUAGAAGUUGGCCAUUUGUUACAAUUUUCCUUCGUGGAAGAGUGCUCCUAGUGCCCUGCUGGCACGUUUGCAAACAUGCAAGCGUAUGACCAAAGAAUUAUAAAAUAAUACGUGUCGUCUAACAAAGAAAAAAGAAAAAAAAUCAAAUACAUAUGUAUCACGUUAUUCACGGUAAAUGCAUUUAAAAGACAUUUGAAUUAACACAUUAAGAAAAUUUUAAUAAGCGAAAAUCACCGAGACGCACAACGCACAUACGACAGCGAAAUACGCAAAGCUACGUAAGCAAUUCUGUUGAAAUUUACGUAUGUUUUUCAAUUGUGCACAAUUUUUUGUGUGUUAAAUUGUUUGUUUUGAAAAAAAAAUCAGCAAUAUUUAGUUUUUAAAAUUGAUAAACAAAUAUUUAUAUUUCAAAUUAUUGUAUGUGCCACAAAAUUGUUACAUAACGCUUUAAAUUAAUUCUAAGCGUGCAAUGUUAAUAUUGAUAUUUUGGCUUAACUGUUUAUUAUUAAAUUAAUGCAUACAAAGCGCUAAAACGUGCUCACAAUUAUUAAAUAAACAUAAAAAAAAUUAUGUUAGCUGCGUUUGCUAAACAUACACAGUGCAUAAAUUAAUAAAAAUAAAUAAUUAUUUUCGAACAAAACUAACCUAUAAUUUUUGUGUGCAAUUCGCAACUAUUUUAUGUAACAAUUCCACGCCCAUAUAUUACAAAACGAUAUUCUGUAAUGUUAUUUUAAAACUCAUAUGCAAUAACGGCAUAACGGUACAUAGUAAAACUGCAUGGUAAUACUCUAAAAGCAAAUAAUAAAACUAUAAAUAUAACAAUAAUUAUUAUGUCAAAUUUUCAAAAGCAAAUUUUGAUAUUUUCAAUAAAAAAAAAUUAAAAAUAUAUUAUAUACUUAUAGUAUACAUAGAUAUUUGUCGCGUAGGCAUAAAAUGCGUUUUAGAUAUUAAUAAAUUUCUGCAUGCGUAUUAUACUAUCUAUAAUAUAUAUAUUAUUAUCUAUUGUAUUUUUACUAGUCAAUAAGUGUUACUGUCUUUUACAAUAUUUACAUUAUAAUUACCGAUAUUGUAUAUUUUUCUGAAUUCAAAUAAAUCGAUGAAUAAUAC